Messenger RNA from Chironomus riparius, 1238 nucleotides. The record is from the annotation of a GenBank genome assembly. Lineage: Eukaryota; Metazoa; Arthropoda; Insecta; Diptera; Chironomidae.
CUACAUCAAUCAAAACAAACGAUUGUAAAGAUAGAAAGGAUUAAUUAGAGGAAAAUGCUUCAACAAUACAAUUUUCAAAUGCCAAAAUCGAAGAAAAGAAAGCUGUAUACACCAUUAUCAGAUGAAGACGAGAACUUUGAGAUUGAAACAACGACAGUAAAAGAUUCAGCAAAAGUCAGCCAUGAAACGCUUGAUAAUUGUAUUGUAAAAUCCAAAGUAAAAGCACAGAAGAUUAAUGAAAUUAGAGUAAAGGAACUGGAUCCUGACGAGAUAGCAGAGAAUCUUUCAUGGGAAAUGAUCAAACCAAUGUUAAGGAAGGAUGCAGUAUUGCUGAAAUCAAUUUGGCAGCACUUUCUUAGGUUUAAUCCAGCAGAUAAAGCCAAUAAAGUGAAGCAACAUAAAAAGCCUGAAAAAGACCAAACCAGUUUUAAUCAGAUAUUGUAUGUCCUUAUGACACGUCCCGGAAAUACUAAGGAACAGAACUGCAAACAACAAAUUAAUGAGUCUUUUAUAAACAGCGAAAAAUCGGGUCAUUCAUCAAAAAAUCAAUUAAAUUCUGUGGCUGAAAUUCGGCAACCUGUUAAUGGCUUUUCCAUUAAAGCAAUCUCAUCUGUAGUGCCUUGUAGUGAUUUAAAUAGCAUAUUCACACAACAUGAGGUAUCAAAAGAGAACCAGAAUAUUGAACAGAUCAAUAGUUCCAUUAAAGACGAUUUUAUUGGCAGUCAAUUCAUUAAAAGUAGAAUGAAUGUUGAGGAUGAGACUACAACAAAUUCUGUGAAUCACACGAAGCCACUAAUUGACUCAAACCAAAUUCUUAAUGAAUGGCUUAGAAAUUCACCUCAAAAUAAACUGCAGCUUGUUAAUAGUGAUGAAGACAUUCCAAAAACUUCAUUGCUUAGUAAAAGUGGGAAGAAAAUUCAUCACGAGUCGCUGUUUAAAUGCUUCCUGUAAAUAACUUGACUAAAUAGUUUGUUUAAUAAUAAAUCUUAAAAUUUAUUCAAGCACUUUUUGUUGAUUCAAAAAACUAUUUAAAAAUUCACUUAACAUUAAUUUCUUUGGAUAUGCUCGAGCAAGUAGAUUUUCUUAGAGUUAAACAAAUUUAGACAUAAAAAUUUUAUAAAAAAAAUUGCACCGAAUCGACAUAAUUCCUUUUUCAAAAUGUACAAUUCUAUUAAAACGAAAAAGGUUACAGACAAAAAAAAGUAUUUUUAAGGCACUUGGAAUGCAAAAAUAAUUGA